ACUAAGUGCGGAAGCUGGAGGAACAACCAAGUACUGCUCACUGCAGAGCCAAAUGACCUCCAGCUCCCCCUCUCUGGAUGGGUUAGGGAAUGGUUGUGUGGUACGGUGUCUAGCUCCAGCCAUUACAUCCAGCGAGGAGGAACUAGAGCUCCAGCUCCAGCUCCUCCCGGAACAACAGGCUUUAAGGCAGCCUUUUUACUUUCGAUUUACUUAGGCCUACUUUCUAUUAUGUAGGGGAUGGCAUGGGGUAAUGGGAGCUGCGUUAAAAAGUUCGGAGCUUUUAUUUCCAUUUAGUUUACUUUUUUGUAAAGACGAAAAGCGGUGAAAAUGAACUCCGUUUUGUGGACAUUGGUGACUGUUUUGCUCGUGUUUGGUGUGUCUGGUGUUGGUGCAGAUGAAGAGUCGGUGUUUGUGAUGGAGCAAGAUUCAGUCACUCUACACACUAAUAUUGAAGCAAAUCAUCAAGAAAAGAUGAGAUGGUAUUUUAAGGACUUUCAAAUCGCUGCAAUCAUUGGAGAAAAGAGAGAAAUCUGUACAGAAGAUCAGUGUAAAGAGAGAUUCAGAGACAGACUGAAGCUGGAUCAUCAGACUGGAUCUCUGACCAUCACAAACAUCACAAACACAGACUCUGGAGUUUACAAAAGAAAGGUCAUCAACAGUGGCAGCGUCAGUGACAGGAUCUUCAAUGUUUCAGUACAUGGUGUUUCUGCUGCUGAACGAGAUAAAAUGAAGGGAAAGUCGGUGAAGGAGGGAGAAUCUGUUACUUUAGAUCCUGGUGUAGUAAAAAACCUGAAUGGUGUGAUGACGUGGUAUUUUAGUGACAUUCUCAUGGCUGAAAUCACAGGAGAUCAGAGUGAGGUCUGUACAGAUGAUCAGUGUAAAGAGAGAUUCAGUGACAGACUGAAGCUGGAUCAUCAGGCUGGAUCACUGAACAUCACAAACACUAGAACCACAGACUCUGGAGAAUAUAAACUACAGAUCAACAGCAGAAACGGCAGCUUCAGUAUUAGCAGAAUAUCAACUGUUUUAACUGUCAUUGAUUCAGGUCUUUCUCCAGGUGCUAUAGCAGGAAUUGUUGUUGUUGUUGUUGUUGUUGUUGUUCUGUUGCUCAUUGCUGCUGUGUUCCUCUAUCGCAGAGCAAGAAGGAGAAACACACAGAACAAUCGUGAUCAGGAGAUUAAUUUGGAAGUCUUGCCUCCUGAUCAGAGUACGACUCCAUUUAUACCUCCUGAGGCCAAUGCUUCUAAUUGGACUGCUAAUGGAAACCAUGUGUAGCAUAAAUGUUCAGUCUUUCACAUC
Messenger RNA from Sinocyclocheilus grahami, 1299 nucleotides. RefSeq names its product carcinoembryonic antigen-related cell adhesion molecule 1-like. The coding region runs from base 328 to 1275 and encodes 315 amino acids. The record is from RefSeq and is a predicted model, not a curated record. The transcript is spliced from 6 exons. Lineage: Eukaryota; Metazoa; Chordata; Actinopteri; Cypriniformes; Cyprinidae.